Solanum tuberosum (potato) is the source of this 876-nucleotide messenger RNA. RefSeq names its product transcription factor MYB108-like. The record is from RefSeq and is a predicted model, not a curated record. The transcript is spliced from 3 exons. Gene Ontology annotation, molecular function: DNA-binding transcription factor activity; sequence-specific DNA binding. Bases 29 to 766 code for a protein of 245 amino acids. Gene Ontology annotation, cellular component: nucleus. Gene Ontology annotation, biological process: regulation of DNA-templated transcription. Lineage: Eukaryota; Viridiplantae; Streptophyta; Magnoliopsida; Solanales; Solanaceae.
UAUAUUUUUAUUUUAUCAAUCAAUUUUGAUGGAUAAAUUAAUUAAUCAAGAAAAUUAUAUUGAUGAAGAUAUCAUGGAGCUUAGAAGAGGUUCAUGGACUGUUGAAGAAGAUUAUAUUCUUAUGAAUUAUAUUUCUCAUCAUGGUGAAGGUCGCUGGAAUUCCCUCUCACGUUGUGCUGGUUUAAAGAGAACUGGAAAAAGUUGUCGACUAAGAUGGCUUAAUUAUCUUAGACCAAAUGUUCGACAUGGAAAUAUUACACUUGAAGAACAACUUUUAAUUCUUCAACUUCAUUUUCGUUGGGGCAAUAGGUGGUCAAAAAUUGCGGAACAUUUGCCAGGAAGAACGGAUAAUGAGAUAAAAAAUUACUGGAGAACUCGAGUCCAAAAACAUGCGAAACAACUAAAAUGUGAUGUCAAUAGCAAACAAUUCCAAGAUACAUUACGUUAUCUUUGGAUUCCAAGACUAGUUGAGAGAAUUCAAGCAUCCAAAAUUUCCAAUAAUGAUUCUAGUAGCGAUACUCAACAACCCGUUCAACUGACGAACAACAACAAUAAUAGUAUUUUAAUCACGAGCGUUACACCGGAGAAUUCCAGCGUGGCAACUUCAUCAGAAAACUCUAACCAAGAUUAUUAUCAAGUUAAUCAAAGUGAUCAAUUAUGGUUUGAAGAUUAUCAAGCAAUGGAUCAACAAAAUAAUAUAGAAUUAUGGAUGGACAAUGAAGAUGUUUUUGACAAUUUGUGCAACAUUGAAGACAUUUGGUCCUAAUUAGAAAGUAGUAAUUAAAUUAAAUCAACAACUAUGUUUGAGGUUUGGUAUUUUCUUUUAGAGUAUAAUCAACAAUUGUAAGAAAUCAUAGAACAUUUUUAUCUUUAUUA